Molecule: messenger RNA, 1133 nt
Organism: Elaeis guineensis (African oil palm)
Lineage: Eukaryota; Viridiplantae; Streptophyta; Magnoliopsida; Arecales; Arecaceae
Source: RefSeq, a predicted model, not a curated record
UCGCGACCGAAGCAAAACAUCGCGCACGAAACGCGUCAGAUUACGGAAAGAAAAAGGAAACAGGAAAAAUAAAAAGUUCCGAAGGAAGGGUUUUUUUUGGUGUGUGUUUUAGGAGCGCCGGGGAGAACCGACGGACGGAACGAUGGAGAAAACCGGAGACCCGGCGGCGCCGCUCCUCCCUUCACCGCCUCCGCCUCCGUGCUACGGCGUCCCCGCCUCCCGGAUCGGAGACCCCUAUCACGAGCCUCCCGCAUACGUCCUCCUCCCGGCCUACCCCGUCCGCCGGCGCCGCCGCGGCCCCUGCCGCUGCUGUGGCUCCUUCCUCUCCGCCUCUUCCCUCUUCAUCUCCUCCAUCCUCAUCGCCUCCGCUAUCUUCUUCCUCUGGCCUUCCGACCCCGAUAUCCAGGUCGCCCGCCUCCGCCUCGAUCGCCUCCGCGUCUCCCCCCCACCCCACGCUGCCAUUGACGUCUCCCUCGGUCUCCAGAUUCGGGUCCGGAACCAGGACUUCUUCGCCCUGGACUACCGCUCCCUCGCAGUCUCCAUAGGCUACCGCGGCCGGCCGCUCGGGAACGUGACCUCUGACGGCGGGCACUUGAGGGCAAGGGGGGUGUCGUACGUCGACGCCGAGCUCGAGCUCGACGGGAUCCAGGUCCUCAAUGAUGCCUUCUAUCUGAUCGAGGAUCUCGCCAGGGGCGUCCUACCGCUGGAUGCGGUCACGAAGGUCCAGGGCAAGCUGCGUCUCUUCUUCUUAGAAAUCCCCGUUCAGGGAAGAAUUUCUUGCUCAGUAAAUGUAAAUCCAGAAACUCAGAUAAUCAUUCGUCAGGACUGCUACCCUGAGGCACCAUCACCAUGAGUACGAGAGGGGUGGCGGCGGUGGUGAUCAAUUCUGUUGGCCUUCGUGUAUGUGAUGUGAUGAUGUUGCAUGAUGUUAAGGUGGCAUCUCAUGUUUCUGUCUGUGGAUAAGAAUCGGUUCUCAUUCCUUCAGCACAUGGGGGUGUUGUGUUCUCAUUCCUACAGCAUAUUGGGGGUGUUCUUUCAUCAUUUCUUUUGUGGCAUAUGAUCAGGGACUAAAAGGCAGUGCUGCCUAUGUUUUUGUUUCAUUAAAUGAAAAUGAAAGAAAUUUGUGUGUGGAA